CCACCACCUCUUACUCUACCUUCUCCACCACCAACUCCUCCUCCUUCACAUCCACCACCACUACCACCUCCUCCUCCUGCUACAACACCACCUCCACCACCACCACCCCCUCCUCAUCCUCCACCACCAACACCACCUCAUUCUCCACCACCUCCUGAUCCUUCACCACCACCUCCUCCUCUGCCACCACCAUCUCCUACACCACCUCUUACUCUACCUCCUUCUCCUCCACCAACUCUUCCUCCUUCACAUCCACCACCAUCUCCUCCACCACAACCUUCUCGUCCUACACCUCCAAUACCUCCACCACCACCACCUCCUCCUCAACCUUAUCUUCCACCACCUCCUCCUCCUACACCACAACCUUCUCCUCCUACAUCACCACCUCCUCCUACACCACCCGCUCAUCGUUCUACACCACCUUCUUCUCCUCUUCUACCACCACUACCUUUUACUCUACCACCUCCUAUACCACCACCUCCUCCUUUAUUUGAGAAUAAAGUAACUUUUAUGCCAUUGAAGUCAGAGGAACUUAAAAUUUUAAAUAGUGAGCACAUACAAUGUUAAGAUUGGUGGUGAAGGUAGAACUUACAGGCUUUAGAGCAUGCUCAGUUUGAUCACUGAUGCAUCAUAAAUAUUUAUGAGUUUGAUUAACUUAUUGUAUCGAGUUAAUGGAACUUACAAUCUAACUGUGUUACAACAUGCCCCUAUUAUGACAAACUACACAGAUGAGCCAAAACAUUAUGACGACCUGCCUAAUAUGCUGCCUAAUAUGCUGCUGGUGCCCCCAAAACAGCGCCAACCCGCCAAGGCACGGACUCUACAAGACCCCUGAAGGUGUCUUGUGGUAUCUGGCACCAAGACAUUAGCAGCAGAUCCUUCAAGUCCUGUAAGGUGCGAGGUGGAGCCACUGUGGAUCGAAAUUGUUGGUCCAGCACAUCCCACAGAUGCUCAAUCGGAUUGAGAUCUGGGAAAUUUAGAGGCCAGGGCAACACCUUGAACUCUUCGUCAUGUUCCUCAAACCAUUCCCGAACAAUGUGUGCAAUGUGGCAGGGCGCAUUAUCCUGCUGCAAGAGGCCACUGCCAUCAGGGAAUAUCAUUGCCAUGAAGGGGUGUACCUGGUCUGCAACAAUGUUUAGGGAGUGGCACGUGUCAAAUUGACGUCCACAUGAAUGGCUGGACUCAGAGUUUCUCAGCAGAACAUUGCCCAGAGCAUCACACUGCCUCCACUGGCUUGUCAUUUUCCCACAGUGCAUCCUGGUGUUAUCACUUCCCCAGGUAAACGGCGCACACAUACGUGGCCUUCCACGUGAUGCAAAAGAAAAUGGGACUCAUCGGAUCAAGUGAACUUCUUCCACUGCUCCAAGGUCCAGUUCCGAUGCUGCGUGACCAUUGUAGGCACUUUCGACAGUGGAUAGGGGUCAUCAUGGGCACCCAACCAGUCUGUGGCUACACAGCCCUAUAUGCAGCAAGGUGCGAUGCACUGUGUGUUGUGACACAUUCCUCCCGUAACCAUCAUUAAAAUGUUCUUUGACUUGUGCCACAGUAGACCUUCUGUCGGUUCGGACUAGACGGGAUAGCCUUUGUUGCCUUUGUGCAUCGAUGAACCUUGGGCACCCAGCACCCUGUUGCCGGUUUGUGGUUUGUUCCUCCUCAGACCACUGUCGGUAGGUACUCACCACUGCUGAACGGGAACACCCCACAAGCCUUGCUGUUUCAGAGAUGCUUCGACCCAGUCAUCUGGCCAUAACAAUUUGGCCCUUGUCAAAAUCGCUCAGGUCUUUACUUUUUUCUUGACAUGUGGCCUUGUUAGGAGAUGAUCAAUGUUAUUUGCUUCACUUGAGAGUGGUCAUAAUGUUUUGGCUCAUCAGUGUACAGUAUCUGAAAUUCCAUGCAGUCAGAUAUGUAAUUUACAUAAUUCCCUUUAAUGAGGUGUGUUUGUGUGUGUGUGUGUGUGUGUGUGUGUGUGUGUGUGUGUGUGUGUGUGUGUGUUAUUCCAUCAAUCCAUGCCUUAUUUUGGCCAAUGCUUUGGGUUUGUUGUGAAUUCAUUGUGAAGUGUCAAAAAUAUUGCCAUAUUAUGCAGUAUAUGACAAAUGUAAGAAAUGGCUUUUAUUGACAUAAUAUUUAGUUUAUCUUCUAUUUAUUUUAAAUAUAUCAGAUACAGUUGUUAGAGGGGAAUUUUAAGUUGUAACAUGGUCAUGUUACAAUGUUCCCCUCAGUUGUUACAACUAUGGGGCACGUUGUAACAUUAUUGUUCCUAUAUAAUAAAUGUUGUGUAAACUUGUGUAAACACUGUAAACAGUGUGACUAUCCCAAAAAAUCCUGAAAGUCCUAAAAUUAGGCUAUAUACUGUAAAGUGUUAGGCUAUAUCAUAUAACACACACACACACAUAUAUAUAUAUAUAUAUAUAUAUAAUAAAUCCAAUAAUAUUAAUAUAUAGGCACAUAUCAAACUGAUAAAAUCUGAUUUGUUAAAUAUUAAAAGCCAAUGUCUUAUGAAAUAUUAUGUUCUUGACAGGUUUUGUAAUUUUCACACACCUCGUCUCUUUUCAGACACAAGGGGGCAGACGCAGACAUGCAUUCCGCUGUAAAAACAGUCCCAUUGAAUGCCUUUUUGUGGUUUUGGGGUUGGGGAUGGAGGUGUAUUUGUAGGAUAAGAGUCGAUUAGAUGCAUGCUGUGCUUGGACUGAAUUCAAACUGUGACAUUCUGUUGCUUACUCCUGCAAUUGUGCUUUCACAAAAUUGCAUAUAGACGUGCUCAGUGAAGACAUACUAAACACACACACACACACACAAAACAAAGAAAAAACAUAACAAAACCAUACUGUAGCAACGUAGCAAUGCAACUAUUGUGUUAGAAUUCAGGGCCAUAUUAAACAAACUACAUAUUAAUGAGAUUUAAUUACU
This is a messenger RNA of Myxocyprinus asiaticus (Chinese sucker), 2907 nucleotides long. RefSeq lists its product as uncharacterized. The transcript has a single exon. The annotation marks the transcript as partial. Lineage: Eukaryota; Metazoa; Chordata; Actinopteri; Cypriniformes; Catostomidae. The record is from RefSeq and is a predicted model, not a curated record.